This is a messenger RNA of Thalassophryne amazonica, 4412 nucleotides long. RefSeq names its product tubulin folding cofactor D (gene tbcd). Gene Ontology annotation, molecular function: GTPase activator activity; beta-tubulin binding. Gene Ontology annotation, cellular component: lateral plasma membrane. The transcript has 39 exons. Gene Ontology annotation, biological process: adherens junction assembly; microtubule cytoskeleton organization; bicellular tight junction assembly. NCBI's taxonomy places the organism in Eukaryota, Metazoa, Chordata, Actinopteri, Batrachoidiformes, Batrachoididae. Bases 82 to 3669 code for a protein of 1195 amino acids. The record is from RefSeq and is a predicted model, not a curated record.
UGUGACCGUUUCCGAUUUCCGCCUUGUCGAAGCUAAUGUUAGCUUCUCAGAGACGCUCUUUGAAAUCAAAAUUCUGAUAAAAUGACUUUAGCGGAAGCAGCGAGCGGGUGUAACGGUAUUGAAGGAGAAGAGUCUGACGUUGCUAAAACUUGUGUCCUUGAUGGUUUCAGUGAAAGCAGCGAAAUUAAGGCUUUGAUAUCCAGCCUGCCAGAAGUCCACAAGGAUGCGGCGGCAAGCGAGUUUACAAUACAGACAUUACUGGUGAUAAUGAACAGAUACCAGGAGCAGCCUCACCUGCUGGACCCGCACCUCGAAUGGCUGUUGAACAUGAUACUGGAGUUCGUAAGGAAUGAAAAUUCUCCCCCUUCUCUGUUUCAUUUAAGCUUCAAAUUUCUUUACAUCACCUGUAAGGUGAGAGGGUAUAAAGUCUUCAUGCAGCGUUUUCCUCAUGAGGUUGCAGAUGUCCACCCAGUUCUGGAUUUGUUAUCUAAGCAGGAUCCCAAAGAAGAUGAUAAUUGGGAGACUCGCUACAUACUGUUGCUGUGGCUGUCCGUGACCUGCCUCAUACCUUUUGACCUUUCACGUCUGGAUGGCCAUCUGGGGACAGAGUGUGGCAAAUUGAGACAAUCCACCAUGGACCGCAUUUUAGAUCUUGCAAAGGCAUAUUUAGCUGUCUGUGAUAGCUGCAGGGAUGCUGCGUCUGUGCUAGUAUCAAAGUUUAUUACACGUCCUGAUGUGAAACAGAAGCGUCUUGGAGACUUUUUGGACUGGAGCCUCACCACUAUAUCCCAGACUAGUGACCACAAAUUUAAAGUCUUACCUGUACUCGACGGUGUUUUGCAGUCUCUAGCAAAGCUUUUCAAACAUGGAAAACGCGAUGACCUUCUACAGUACGCUCCCACAGUGCUGCACUGUCUAGAGCUGAAACAUCUGUCAGAGAGCAGCGAGGCCAAGUUGAGGAAGCUGGAGACCAAACUAAUCCAGAGGCUUGGCCUCACCUUCCUCAAGCCACGAUUGGCCACUUGGAGAUACCAGAGAGGAAGCCGCUCUCUUGCAGCCAACCUUUCCAUGUCACAGUCUCCUGCAGUUAGUGCUGUUGUGGCAGCUGACAUGGAGAAGCAGUGGCAGGAGGAUGACUAUGAUAUUCCUGAAGAAGUGGAGAAUGUCAUUGAGCAUCUGCUGGUGGGACUGAAAGACAAAGAAACAACUGUACGCUGGUCUGCAGCUAAAGGCAUAGGGAGGGUGACUGGGAGGCUUCCAAAGGAGCUGGCAGAUGAGGUGGUUGGAUCAGUGCUGGACUACUUCAGUUUUCAGGAAACCGACAAUGCUUGGCAUGGGGGGUGCCUGGCACUGGCAGAACUUGGUAGAAGAGGCUUGCUGUUGCCUUCCAGACUGACAGAUGUUGUGCCGCUCAUUCUCAAGUCCCUGGUCUUUGAGGAGAAGAGGGGUGCAUGCAGUGUUGGUUCCAGUGUGCGUGAUGCCGCCUGCUAUGUGUGCUGGGCCUUUGCCAGAGCUUAUGAACCAAAAGAGCUGAAACCGUUUGUCACUCAGAUUGCCAGUGCUUUGCUAAUCACAGCUGUCUUUGAUCGAGACAUCACCUGCAGAAAAGCUGCUUCAGCUGCUUUCCAGGAGAAUGUCGGCAGACAGGGGACUUUUCCUCAUGGUAUUGAUAUAGUAACUGCCGCGGACUACUAUGCUGUUGGAAAUCGCAGUAACUGCUAUCUGAACAUCAGUGUCUACAUAGCGAGUUUCCCCGAGUACACCAAGGCCUUGAUAGGCCAUUUGGUAGACAUGAAGAUCACCCAUUGGGAUGGGGCGAUCCGAGAGCUUGCCACAAAAGCCCUUCACAACUUGACACCUCAAGCACCUGAGUAUAUGGCGACAACAGUUUUGCCCCAGUUGUUGCGCACGGCAGUGGGCACUGACCUCCAUGGUCGCCACGGAGCCAUCCUGGCAUGUGCAGAGAUUACACAUGCUUUGUUCAAACUGGGUUCUCAGACUAACAGAAGUGCUGUGGAUUUCAUCUCUUCAGAAUGUGUGGAUGCGUUAAAAAAUAUUCAUCAGACUCUUCUUGACAGAAAGCAGUACAGGGGUUUUGGGGGCGAGCUGAUGAGGCCGGCAGUGUGUGGUCUUAUAGAAAAGCUGUCCCUGUCUAAAAUGCCAUUUAAGGAUGAUCCUGUCAUAGCUGCUUGGCAGUGGCUCAUUGAUGACACCCUGAAGACUCUUCAUCUAGUUUCUGUUCGAGUGAAGGAUGACAUUAUGGUAGCGGCAAUAUCGGCCUUGUCUGUCUUAUGUGAGGAGUACUACCAGGUCCAUCCAGGCCAGGCUGACUUACAAAUACAGGAUGCCCUGCUAGCUCAAUACCUUGCAGGGCUGAAGAAUCCGGAGAUGCUAACCCGUUGUGGAUCUGCCCUGGCUCUUGGGUGUCUGCCAAAAUUUCUCAUCCAUGGCAAACUGCAGCAGAUCCUGGAGGGCCUCCAGCAGGCAUAUGCCAGCCAGAAAGAAGGGAAAUUUGCAGAGGCGAGGAGCGAUACAGUCAAAGCCAUUUCUCAAGUCUGCACGAAAGCUGGUGUUUGUGCCCAAGGUUCCCCACACUCAGUCCUGUGCUCCGAGAAUAUAACCGAAGUAUACGAGACGCUGCUUGAUGCCGUUAAUGAGUACACAACAGAUGGCAGAGGGGAUGUAGGGGCCUGGGUGAGAGAGGCAGCAAUGACCAGUCUGCUGGAAGUGACUGUGCUGGUUUCCAGCAGUGCUCCAGAGAUCCUUUCCCCAGACCUGGUGAAACGUAUGAUGUGCUGCCUGGCCCAGCAGGCGGCAGAGAAAAUAGACCGCUACCGGGCGCACGCUGGCAACAUCUUCCUGCAUUUACUUCACAGCUCGCAGCCUGUAGUACCUCACAUUCUCCACAGAGAGGAGCUGAUGACCAUUUUUCCAGCGGAGACCAUCGUCAGUCUGAACUGGAAUGCUCCAUCUCAAGCUUUCCCAUAUAUCACCCAACUGCUGAGACUGCCUCACUAUCGGUACCACACCUUACUAGGCCUCACUGCAUCUGUCGGAGGGAUCACAGCAUCCACGGUGCUUUUUUCAACCCAGGCGUUGUUCGACUAUCUGAAAGGGAUCCAACAAAAUAAUGAUGCUCUCUCCGAGUUUGCAAACGAUUUGCUGAACAUCUUCAGAAUCCACCUUCGUAUUGACAGGGUAGCCAUUCCUGUACUCAACAUGCUCAACCAGUUGUUGUCUAAUAGCUGCUUUGAAAUGUUCACCACACAUGAGAAUCACCAAUUCUGCGUGGACGUUUUGGCACUUUGCAUUGAGAUCAGGAGAUCCAAAAAUGUUUCAAAGCUGCACUCCUGUAUAGCUGUUCUUUCUGGGUUAGUCCAGUUCCAGGGUGAAGUAAGAAAGCAUGUUCUAACCCAGUUGGUACAGUUUCUCUGCAGUCCCUUCCCUGUGAUUAGAAUGUCCGCAGCCAGCCAAAUGUACGAGAUGCUGUUGACCUACGAUGUCAUUGAUCCAGAGGUACUCGAUGAUGUCAUGUCACUGCUAAGUGAUAUUAACUGGAAGAGUGACGUUGACACAGUGGAGACUCACAGGCAUCAGCUCUGUGAUUGGCUAGGAGUUCCCAGGCCAUCUGUGGUGUUCAAGAAAGCGCAGUCUAAGCACGCUGAUUAACUGUGGCUGUGAAACUUAGCGCCACACGACACGCAGCACCACUUCCUGUAAGACUGAGUGCUGAUCUUUGGAGCGCUUCCUGUCUGCUGGGUUAUCGGACAUUGAAAGCCUUAAUGCACCACAGUUCUCACAUUUAGGUGUUUUCUUUUUGUCUUAGUACCACCCACUAAAGAUAAGUGAGAGAAGUGCAUGGAAAAGAGGCGACAGCUGAUCUAAGUCUUCUGAGGGUUUUCUGUUACUGUGGAGGUUAUUUGUUUGCACAAUAUUUUGUCCAAACAGUAAUAAGGACAAAUCGUUAACUCUGCAGCAUUAUUGCUUUUACUGAUGUCCUCCAAAAUGCCUGACAUAUGAAACGCAGUGAUCUUGGAAAAGAAAUGUUUGGCAAAAGUCUGCCGAUAUAUUUAAAAAAAUAACUUUAUUAAUCUGUUUGCAGAUGAGUAAUUUUUGUCUUCUUCUUUGAAGUUAGAAUGCUGUACACGGUGACUGGGCAGAUCCAGAUUUAAGAAUGAUUAAGUAGUUCAGAAUGUUCCCACAUUGCAGUUACAACCCCAAAUCAGAAAAAAGUUGGGAUGUUGUGUGAAAUGCAAAUAAAAAAAAAACAAAACCACAGUGAUUCUUGCAUUUAUUUUGCCUUUUUUCCAUUGCAGACAAUAUAAAGCCAAGAUAUUUCAUGUUUUGUGUGCUAAGCUUAAUUUCAUUGGUUAAUAUGUAUCCAUUCAUGCAUUUAAGGCCUACAGCAUAUU